CUUGGAGAAGAUAACCCAAACUUCUCCCUUUGUGUAUGUGGCCGGAGCAACCCGAAAACCUAAACCACACACCACCACCAUGUGGUCAUCCCACUACCUGUCCCCGCCAACACCACUCCACCCUCUCAUCCCUCUUCCCCUCACCGUCGUCUCCGCCAAGUCUCAGCCACAACCAGGCCAAGACUUGGGAGGCUUAGGCCGUUCAUUUCUUACAAAACCCAAACCCAACCCCAAACCCACCAAUAUUACCGCCGUCACAAAACAGCAGAAGCAGAAACAAGAGGACAGCAGUCGCCAGAUAAGCGGGUCAGAAGUGCUUUUCGCUAUGCAGAAAGCAGCUGCCAAAAAACGAAAAGAGACUCGGAAGAAGAAAACGAAGACGAGUGCGGAGGGGUUAUCGUCUGUGGGCAGGCACAGGGAAGAGGAGGAGGAUGAAGUGGACUAUAGCAAAGUGAGGCCCUUGUGUUUGAAGAGUGAUUGGGGAAGAAGAUUGGAUGAGUUGGAAAUGCGUCUUCAGGAGCUUUCUUCCAAGACCAUUUGAACCUUUCAGUAACUUUCGCAGAAAUAAAUGUGUAUAACACAUUUAUUUGAUCAAUGUUGUAAUUACUAGGUUAUAUUCUGGCUUUGAUGGCACUUCAUUCUGUUUGGUUAUAAUAAGUUGCAAUAUUUGUCGUCUCGUGAAUAGAAACUCCUACUUAUAAAUAGAAGACUUUGUCACGAUCAAUCGCAGAUUCUAUCAUGUUUACGUUUUAUGAGAUUUUUUCUUUCCUUUGUAAGGUUAUUUGGGGACAGUUGAU
This is a messenger RNA of Rosa chinensis, 797 nucleotides long. RefSeq lists its product as uncharacterized. NCBI's taxonomy places the organism in Eukaryota, Viridiplantae, Streptophyta, Magnoliopsida, Rosales, Rosaceae. The record is from RefSeq and is a predicted model, not a curated record. Bases 80 to 541 code for a protein of 153 amino acids. The transcript has a single exon.